Ostreobium quekettii is the source of this 1635-nucleotide messenger RNA. The record is from the annotation of a GenBank genome assembly. NCBI's taxonomy places the organism in Eukaryota, Viridiplantae, Chlorophyta, Ulvophyceae, Bryopsidales, Ostreobiaceae.
AUGCAGUUCAAAUUUUUGCAAGAACAGCAGUGCACAGUGGCUUGCCGGAAAACGCUCACCAAAGAUGAAGUGAAGAACUUCCGUGCAAAAAUCGACGACGAGUACAGGGUCAAUAUGAUCUUUGACAACUUGCCUGUAGGUAUCCUGAGAGAAGUGAAGAAUCUUGAUGCAAAUGGAGACAUUGCUCAUGUGUACGACAGAGGCUUCCCUGUGGGGUACCACGAGAAAGGUCGAUACAUCCUCUUCAACCAUCUUCGUUUCACUGUGCACCACCACUUUGACCCUAAGAGGCUGACAUCUCGUGUGGUUGGGUUCGAGGUGACACCAAUUUCGGUGCACCACAAAGCGGAGGAUGACACAAAGACGCCGCCUCUUCGCACAUGCAGGCCCCAGGACAAUGUACUAACAUUUGAAACUGAAAGGCAGGAUGUUGUGGAGAAGGAGGUCAUCUUCACAUAUGACGUUUUAUUCAAGGACAGUGAGGUGCGAUGGGCAUCAAGAUGGGACUCCUACCUUGCCUUUCGUAGGAACGACCAGAUCCACUGGUUUUCAAUCAUAAACUCACUUAUGAUUGUUAUAUUCCUCUCUGGAAUGGUGGCAAUGAUCAUGUUGAGAACUCUGCAUCGGGACAUCGCCAAAUACAAUCAGCUGGAAACCGUGGAAGAGGCCCAAGAAGAAUCUGGUUGGAAACUGGUCCAUGGAGAUGUGUUCCGGCCCCCAGGCAACUCUUCAUGGCUAGCUGUGCAUGUCGGUGUAGGCGUUCAACUGUUUGGCAGCUUGAUCGUGGCCAUCUUCUUUGCACUGCUGGGAUUUCUCUCUCCUGCCAAUCGGGGAUCCCUCAUGACAGCAAUUCUUGUGCUCUUUGUCUUCAUGGGCUUCUUUGCUGGGUUUUACUCCUCCCGAUUGUACAAGACAUUCAAGGGCAGCCAGUGGAAGACAACCACAAUCCGAACAGCAUUCUUCUUCCCAGGGCUGUGCUUUGCCAUCUUCUUCGUUCUGAACCUUCUGAUUUGGGGCCAGAAGUCGUCAGGAGCAGUUCCUUUCGGGACUCUAUUUGCUCUCUGUUGCCUAUGGUUUGGCAUCUCUGCCCCUCUCGUCUUCAUAGGCUCAUACCUCGGAUUCAAAAAGACACCCCAGGAUGACCCAGUCCGAACCAACAAGAUCCCCAGGCAGAUACCAGAACAGCCCUUGUACAUGCACCCUGUGCUAUCGUGCCUGAUUGGUGGACUACUGCCCUUUGGAGCAGUCUUCAUCGAGCUGUUUUUCAUUCUCACGUCCAUCUGGCUGCACCAAUUCUACUACAUCUUCGGCUUCCUGACCCUGGUGUUCAUCAUCUUGAUCUUCACCUGUGCCGAGAUCACGAUUGUGCUGUGCUACUUUCAGCUGUGUAGUGAGGACUACCACUGGUGGUGGCGGUCGUUCUUCACAGCAGGCUCCUCCGCCCUGUACCUGUUCCUUUACUCAGCGUAUUACUUCUACACCAAACUGGACAUCUCUAAGACGGUGUCUGCGAUGUUGUACUUUGGGUACAUGGGCAUCUUGUCAUAUGGGUUCUUCUGUGUGACUGGAACGAUCGGUUUCUACGCCUGCCACUGGUUUGUGCACAAAAUCUAUGGUGCAGUGAAGUUCGACUGA